GCCCUUGACACACCCCUAGGUUGGUGUUUCCCUAACUUGAUCGGAUCAACAGGUAGAGACUCAUUCUGCUGGCGCCAACCGUGAAGCCAUCAUGGAUUUGUUGAGAUUCGAGACGAUCCUCCUGCUCCUGUCCGUCGGAGGCGGAUUGGCCCAGGACGCGCUGCCCCACGGGGCGCUGUACGUGGAGCUGGGCCAGAACGUCACCUUCAAGACCACGGCGGACCUGGAGAAGUCUUUCAUCACCAUCGUCUGGUCCAAGCACUCGGACGAGGAGGGCCUCCAACCCAUUAUCUCGCUGGCCGGCACCACGGUGAACGUGCCGGAGGCAUACGAGGGCCGCGUGUGGCUGAACCGCACCAACGGCCGGAUGAAGAUGGGCCCCACCACCGCCGCCGACGACGGCGAGUACUCCGUCAACAUGGUGGACGACAAGGCCACCACCCAGACCUGGGAGAUAGAGCUGCGCGUGCUCGUGCCGGUGUCCAGCGUGCUGAUCGCCUCCUCCCCCAUGGAGGCUCUGGAGACCAACUCCACCGUCGUCCUCAACUGCUCCGCCCUGGGCUCCUUCCUCGUCUUCAGCUGGACCAACGGCACCACCCCCCUGCUGGGCGACGGCAAGAGGACCUCCAUCUCCACCGGGGAGCAGUGGAGCAGCGUGACCAUCCGGGAGGUUAACCGCUGGGAACUCCGCGGACCAAUCGGCUGCAGCGCCACCAACAAGCUGGAGAAGACGGUGAACAGCGCCCCCUUCAACAAGUCAGUCCACUACGGUCCGGAGGCUGUGAAGAUGACCUCGCUGCCGGCGGUGGCGGCCGGGGGCUUCGUGGGGAGGGGCUCCAACAUGACGCUGUCGUGCUCUGCGGUGUCCGACCCCCCCGCCGCCCUCAGCUGGCUCCACAACGGGAAGGCCCUCCCCGGGAAGACCGCCCCCACUCUGGUCCUCAGCGACCUCGGCCUGACGCAGGGCGGGACGUACCACUGCUCCGCCCACAACGCCAAGACCCUGCGCACGGUCGACGCCCCCGCCGUCUCCUUCACCGUGAUGGAGGCCAUCAGCGGGGCGCAGGUCAGCGGUCCCGCGGCGGGGCAGCUGGCGGGCGUGGCCGGGGGGGUCAACCUGACGUGCGCCGCGGCGGCCGGCGAGGUGGCCCAGUGGGCGUGGCUUAAGGACGGCGCCGCCCUGCCGAAGGACGGCCGCACCACGCUGUUGGCCAACGGCUCCAUGCUGAGGCUCCUCCCCCUGGCGAAGGAGCACCGCGGCGUCUACACCUGCACCCUCAAGAACGCCGUCAACUCCGUCAAAGCCGCCUACACCCUGGUGGUGCUCUACGGUCCUGACAGCCUGACGAUCAGCGGCGAGAGCGCCGUGGAGGUCAACGACAAGCUGACCCUCACGUGCUCCUUGGACUCCAACCCCCCCGCCGCCAUCAAGUGGCGCUUCAACAACACGGCGCGGACGGAGACCACCAAGGUGCUCACCAUCGCCAAGGUGGCGUACCGCGACGCGGGGCUGUACACCUGCCAGGCGUACAACGCCAAGACCCAGCGCAACACCUCCAGCACCUUCAUGCUGUCCGUCAAAGAGGAGGGCGCCCUGGACCCCGAGGGUCUAACCGGGGGCGCGAUCGCCGGGAUCGUGAUCGGCGUUCUGGCCGCUGUGCUGCUGGCCGUCGGCGCCUUCAUCUACUGCAAACGGAAACAGACGUGAGUCCAAGGCCACCGCCACCGGCCCCCCCACUGCGGCCCCCCCUGAGCCGGCUCCUCACACUGGGGAGCCGGCCCUGGUGACCU
Molecule: messenger RNA, 1791 nt
Organism: Gadus chalcogrammus (walleye pollock)
Lineage: Eukaryota; Metazoa; Chordata; Actinopteri; Gadiformes; Gadidae
Product: carcinoembryonic antigen-related cell adhesion molecule 5
Exons: 8
Coding region: 92-1708 (538 amino acids)
Source: RefSeq, a predicted model, not a curated record